CUGUGAGCGCGGCCCGGCCGCAGAGUGAGCCCUCUGUCCUGCGUGUCCGCAGAGACGAUCUUUGUCUGAUGUGAGCCGUCGUGUCGGCCAGCGGAGCGCGAGACAACCGGAGAACCGCAGCGGCAGGAUGGGGAAGAAACAGAAGAAGACCGGAGAGGACAGUGCCAAAGAUGACGGCAUCGACAUCGACGCUCUGGCAGCGGAGAUCGAAGGAGCCGGAGCCUCCAAAGAGCCGAAAGGGAAGAAGAAGAAGAAAGGAGGAGGCAAGAAGGACGACUACGAUGAGGACGACAUCCUGAAGGAGUUGGAGGAGUUAUCUCUGGAGACUCAGGGCGGGAAGAAGAAAGCAGACGCCACAGAGGACGUGGAGAGCGUGGAGCCUCCCAAACCAGAGAAGAAGAAGACCAGGAAGGGGAAGAAGGGCGGAGCCAGCCCCGAGGGCGAGGAUGGCGAGGAGGGCGAAGGUCCGACGAACGAGGAGAGGAACGGGGAGCAGACAGACAAGAAGGCGCCUCCUGUAGCUCCGCCCUCAGACUCUGACGAGGACAGCGGCUCGCGCUCACGCCUCCACAAAGACGCCAAGAAAGGAGGCGAGGAGGAGGAGGGCAAAGACGAAGGUGAGGGAGGGAGGAAAGGAGGCAAGGACAACAACGACUCCGAGGAUGACGAGGAGGAGGAGUUCACCUCCAGGAGGGACAAGAAGAAGAAGAACAAAGGCAAGGCGGCGAAGGUGGAGAGCGAGGACGAGGAGGGGCCGGACGAGGAGGAGGAGGGUGGAGGCUUCAAGAUGAAGACGGCGGCUCAGAAGAAGGCGGAGAAGAAGGAGAGGGACAAGAAGAAGAAGGAGGAGGAGAGGAUGAAGCAGAAGAAGCUGCGGGAGAAGGAGGCCAGUGUGGAGGCCACACCUCCUCAGGCGGCUCCUCAGGCGGCUCCUCAGCUGGCUCCUCCUCCUGCAGCGGCGCCAGUGACAGAGGAACAGGAAGGGGCGGAGCCAGCAGCAGAGGACGAGGCCGAGGGCGACAAGAAGAAGAAAGACAAGAAGAAGAAGAAAGGAGAGAAGAAGGAGGAGGAGAAGGAGAAGAAGAAGGGGCCGAGCAAGGCCACCGUGAAGGCCAUGCAGGAGGCGCUGGCCAAGAUGAAGGAGGAGGAGGAGCGAGCCAAGAGGGAGGAGGAGGAGCGCCUGAAGAGGCUGGAGGAGCUGGAGAAGCAGCGGCAGGAGCAGGAGCGUCUGGAGCUGGAACGCAAAGAGAAGAAGAAGCAGAAGGAGAAGGAGAGGAAGGAGCGCCUGAAGAAGGAGGGCAAGCUGCUGACCAAGGCUCAGAGGGAGGCGCGAGCUCGCGCCGAGGCCACGCUCAAGCUGCUGCAGGCGCAGGGUGUUGAAGUGCCAUCCAAAGACUCGAUGCCAAAGAAGAAGCCGGUUUACGGAGACAAGAGGAAGAAGAAGGCCAACGCUCAAACUCCUGAAGAAACGUCCGAGGUGACCACGCCGGCAUCGGAGACGCCAGAGCCUGUCGCCAUGGAGACAGAGGCAGAGAAGCCGACGGUGGCAGAGCCAGACGUGAAGCCGGACGCCGCCGCCGUCGACGACUGGGAGGCCAUCGCCACCGACGAGGAGAAAGAGCUGAAGAAGGUCCACAUCGAGGUGAAGGAGGACACCACCGCUCCUCCUCAGCCCGCAGGCAGCGAGGAGGAGGAGGAAGACGAGGAUGAGGACGAGGAGGAUGAAGAGGAUGACGAUGAGGACGAGGAGGAGAGCGAGGAGGAGGCAGAGAAGGAGGCAGAGAAGGAGCCGAUGGCAACGGUGGGUCAGACAAAAAGGAGGGCGAAGGAGAGCGAGGACGAGAGCAGCGAGAGCGACGACGAUGACGGCCGGACGAAGGAGGAGCGACUGUACGACCGAGCCAAGAGGAGGAUCGAGAAACGGAGGGUGGAGAACCUGAAGAACACGGACGUGGACAAACUGAGAGCGCCUGUCGUCUGCGUGCUCGGACACGUCGACACAGGAAAGACCAAGAUCCUCGACAAGCUGCGACACACUCACGUUCAGGACGGGGAAGCUGGAGGAAUCACUCAACAGAUCGGAGCCACAAACGUCCCCAAAGAGACGAUUGAAGAGCAGACGAAGAUGGUUAAAAACUUUGACAAAGAGAACCUGAGGAUCCCCGGCAUGCUGAUCAUCGACACACCAGGACACGAGUCCUUCAGUAAUCUGAGGAACAGAGGCAGCUCGCUGUGCGACAUCGCCAUCCUGGUGGUGGACAUCAUGCAUGGUAUAGAGCCUCAGACGCUGGAGUCCAUCAACCUGCUGAAGGAGAAGAAGUGUCCCUUCAUCGUCGCCCUCAACAAGAUCGACCGUCUGUACGACUGGAAGAAGAGUCCGGACACCGACGUCGUGGCCACGCUGAAGAAGCAGAAGAAGAACACCAAGGACGAGUUUGACGAGAGAGCGAAGGCCAUCAUCGUGGAGUUCGCUCAGCAGGGUCUUAAUGCCGCCCUGUUCUACGAGAACAAAGACCCCCGCACGUUCGUGUCGUUGGUUCCAACCUCGGCCCACAGCGGUGACGGGAUGGGAAACCUCAUCGCUCUAUUGGUCGAGCUCACCCAGACCAUGUUAGCCCGCCGGUUAGCACACUGUGACGAGCUUCGGGCUCAGGUCAUGGAGGUGAAAGCCCUGCCCGGCAUGGGAACCACGAUAGACGUCAUCCUGAUUAACGGCUGUCUGCGGGAGGGAGAGACCAUCAUCGUCCCGGGGGUGGAGGGACCAAUCGUGACGCAGAUCAGAGGGUUGCUGCUGCCUCCCCCUCUGAAGGAGCUCAGAGUCAAGAGCCAGUACGAGAAGCACAAGGAGGUGUCGACGUCUCAGGGUGUCAAGAUUCUGGGUAAAGACCUGGAGAAAGCGCUGGCCGGGCUCCCCCUGCUGGUGGCUCACAAGGACGAUGAAGUCCCCGUCCUGAGGGACGAGCUGGUGCGUGAGCUCAAACAGACGCUGAGCUCCAUCAAACUGGAGGAGAAAGGAGUUUACGUCCAGGCGUCCACGCUGGGAUCUCUGGAGGCUCUGCUCGAGUUUCUCCGAACGUCUAAAGUCCCUUACGCUGGCAUCAACAUCGGUCCAGUUCAUAAGAAGGACGUGAUGAGGGCGUCCGCGAUGUUGGAGCACGACCCGCAGUACGCAGUGAUCUUAGCGUUUGAUGUGAAGGUGGAGCGGGAGAGUCAGGAGAUGGCCGACAGUCUUGGAGUUCGAAUCUUCUCGGCUGAAAUCAUCUACCAUCUGUUCGACGCUUUCACCAAGUACAGAGAGGACUACAAGAAGGCCAAACAGGACGAGUUCAAGCAUAUAGCUGUGUUCCCGGUGAAGCUGCGAGUUCUUCCUCAGUUUGUCUUCAACUCCAGAGAUCCCAUCGUGAUGGGUGUUUCCAUCGAGGCUGGAGUCCUGCGACAAGGCACGCCGCUCUGCGUCCCCAGUAAAGGGUUUGUGGACAUCGGCGUGGUCACCAGCAUCGAGGUUAAUCACAAGUCCGUCGACUGUGCCAAGAAGGGUCAGGAGAUCUGCAUCAAGAUCGAGCCCAUUCCCGGAGAGUCGCCCAAGAUGUACGGCCGCCAUUUUGAAGCCACUGACCUCCUCGUCAGCAAGAUCACGCGGGCAUCCAUCGACGCUCUGAAGAACUGGUUCAGAGACGAGAUGCAGAAGACUGACUGGCAGCUGAUCAUGGAGCUGAAGAAGACCUUCGAGAUCAUCUGAGGGACCUGAAACACACACUCACACACACUCACACACACUCACACACACAGAUUAACACACACACUUCCUCCCUCAGACGAGGAGGCGAAGAUGACGACGGACAAAAAAGAAAAGGAAAAAAAAAAGCCGUGAAAGUGUUUUUCUGUGAGAAACCAACAGUUUUUUCCACUGUUGUAAACAGUGAUAGACCACACACACACACACACACACACACACACUCAGUAUUCCAACGUGCCUGUUCUUCAGCAUCAACGUUGUGUUACUUUUUUUUUUCUUCUUCUCUGCUCUGAUUUGUGGCUGCUGCUUCGUGUCCCAGGCUCCGCCCCUAACGAGCUUAACGAGGCCGACGGGUCAGCACAGAUGGUACUCAGCCAAAACCAGGUGCAUUAUGGGAUUGUAUUGACCAGCACCGAGAGGCUGGAGGAGGAAAACGUUUUUCUUUUCACUAAACACCAAAAUCCUCGAAGCAGCGGCGGCGCCGACUUCAAUGACUUACAGACUCUGUCGGCACGUCGGAGGGCGGAGUUUGAUGACGGAGGAAGAUUUUAAACUGUUUUUGCUGCAACUGCUGAUGUAAUAAAUUCCCAUGAUUCUGAUGAA
Molecule: messenger RNA, 4339 nt
Organism: Larimichthys crocea (large yellow croaker)
Lineage: Eukaryota; Metazoa; Chordata; Actinopteri; Sciaenidae
Gene: eif5b
Product: eukaryotic translation initiation factor 5B
Exons: 26
Coding region: 128-3739 (1203 amino acids)
Biological process (GO): translational initiation
Cellular component (GO): cytoplasm; mitochondrion
Molecular function (GO): GTP binding; GTPase activity; translation initiation factor activity
Source: RefSeq, a predicted model, not a curated record